This is a messenger RNA of Condylura cristata (star-nosed mole), 2485 nucleotides long. It is a transcript of the gene SETD3, whose product is annotated as SET domain containing 3. Gene Ontology annotation, molecular function: protein-L-histidine N-tele-methyltransferase activity; protein binding; histone H3K4 methyltransferase activity. Gene Ontology annotation, biological process: peptidyl-lysine trimethylation; peptidyl-lysine dimethylation; positive regulation of transcription by RNA polymerase II. The transcript is spliced from 12 exons. Lineage: Eukaryota; Metazoa; Chordata; Mammalia; Eulipotyphla; Talpidae. Bases 6 to 1802 code for a protein of 598 amino acids. The record is from RefSeq and is a predicted model, not a curated record.
AGAAAAUGGGGAAGAAGAGCCGAGUGAAAACGCAAAAAUCAGGCACCGGUGCAUCAGCUAGUGUGUCCCCCAAGGAGACCUUGAACCUAACCAGCGAGCUGCUGCAGAAAUGCAGCAGCCCCGCGCCCGGCCCGGGGAAGGAGUGGGAGGAGUACGUGCAGAUCCGCUCUCUGGUGGAGAAAAUACGGAAAAAACAGAAAGGUCUGUCUGUUACUUUCGAUGGGAAAAGAGAAGAUUACUUUCCUGAUCUGAUGAAAUGGGCCUCUGAAAACGGAGCUUCCGUGGAGGGUUUUGAAAUGGUUAACUUCAAAGAAGAGAGCUUUGGUUUGAGGGCGACCAGAGAUAUCAAGGCAGAAGAAUUAUUUUUAUGGGUGCCACGGAAAUUACUGAUGACCGUGGAGUCUGCUAAAAAUUCAGUGUUGGGGCCCUUAUAUUCUCAAGACCGAAUUCUUCAAGCCAUGGGCAACAUCACCCUGGCCUUCCACCUGCUGUGUGAGCGAGCCGACCCCAACUCCUUCUGGCAGCCCUACAUCCAGACCCUGCCCAGCGAGUACGACACCCCGCUCUACUUCGAGGAAGACGAAGUCCGAUACCUGCAGUCGACCCAAGCCAUCCACGACGUCUUCAGCCAGUACAAGAACACGGCGCGCCAGUACGCCUACUUCUACAAGGUCAUCCAGACCCAUCCUCAUGCCAACAAACUGCCCUUGAAGGAUUCUUUCACUUACGAGGACUACAGGUGGGCCGUCUCCUCUGUGAUGACUCGGCAAAACCAGAUCCCCACGGAGGAUGGUUCCCGGGUGACGCUGGCGCUGAUCCCGCUGUGGGACAUGUGCAACCACACCAGCGGCCUGAUCACCACCGGCUACAACCUGGAGGAUGACCGCUGCGAGUGUGUGGCCCUGCGGGACUUCCGCGCCGGCGAGCAGAUUUACAUUUUUUAUGGCACCCGGUCAAAUGCAGAGUUUGUGAUCCACAGUGGUUUUUUCUUUGACAAUAAUUCACACGACAGAGUGAAAAUAAAGCUGGGAGUGAGCAAGAGCGACAGGCUCUACGCCAUGAAGGCUGAGGUCCUGGCGCGGGCCGGCAUCCCCACGUCCAGCGUCUUCGCUUUGCACUUUACGGAGCCACCGAUCUCCGCCCAGCUCCUGGCUUUCCUCCGGGUGUUCUGCAUGACCGAAGAAGAGCUGAAGGGACAUUUGCUCGGAGACAAUGCGAUCGACAGAGUCUUCACCCUGGGUAACUCCGAGUACCCCGUCAGCUGGGACAACGAGGUCAAACUGUGGACGUUUCUCGAAGACCGAGCCGCUCUUCUUCUAAAGACAUACAAAACCACCAUUGAGGAGGACAGGGCCUUCUUGAAAAACCAGGAGCUGUCCGUGCGGGCGACGAUGGCCGUCAAGCUGCGCCUGGGCGAGAAGGAGAUCCUGGAGCGGGCCGUGAGGAGCGCGGCCGCCAACCGGGAGCACUACCGCCGGCAGAUGGAGGCCGCGGCGCCGCUCCCCAAGUACGAGGAGAGCGGCCUGGGGCUGCUGGAGGGCGGCGGGGCGGACUCGAGGCUGCCGCUGGUGCUGCGCAGCCUGGAGGAGGAGGCCGGCGCGCAGGAGGCCCUGACCCUCUCGGAGGCCGUCAGCCGGGCCAAGGCCGCCGACGGCCAGCGGCUGCUCAACGGCCAGAACUCUGUCCCCAACGGGCCCCGGUCAGAAAAGGAGAACUUAAACCCAGAAGAAAGAAAAAGAGCGACCGAGGACGCCAAAGAAGCCGCGCCCGGCGGCGUGGCCGGAGCCGCGGGGCAGCUCUGAGGCGCAGGGCGUGGCCGAGUCCAGGAACGCCUCCCACACGCUGAGUUUCUCGUACGUUCCUCCUCCCGCGGGGAGGAAGACAUGUUUUUGCUGCUUUAUAUGAGAUGAUUUUUUUAAGUUAUUUAAAAAAUUUAGCUUCCUUGGUGAUUAAGGUUGCCACCUCGCCUCUGGGCCAAGCAGGCUGCUCACAGCGGACGGCAGAGCCUCGCGGAGGCGCCCGGAGUCUGCAGCCCGGCCGUGGGCGGGUGUGUUUUCUUCCUGGGGAAGAAUUGCCCGCCCCGGCCGCGCUCUGUGGGCCGGUCUCCACGGGUCGGGCUUCCUGCCCCUCCCGCGGCCGGCGGCGGCGGCCCCGCGGGGGGCACUGAGGCUGCGGGCCUUGAAAGCCUGGGCAAAAUCUUUUUUUUUUCCCUGAAAAACACCAGUACUAAGAGAAAAGGCGAGGUGGCAGCCUUACUUUUAAUAGUUUUGAAUGUUGAUGAUAAUCCUGAUUAUAUAAACGCGCGCGCACAGCUAGUGAUUUCUAAAGACUUGUUUACUUUUUGUGUUUGUUUCACUGUACUAAGAACUUGUCCUUCCCCCUCCUGCUCCCUGGCUCUGGGGGGCUCCUCGGCUCUUCCAGGUUCCACACCAAGCUAGAGAUUUUCAAAGCUACACUUUUGAGUAAAAGCCUUAUUAAAAGGACA